UGCUGAUGGUUUAUAAAAAAAAAAAAGAUAUUAUCAGUAUAUUUUUCUUGCGGAUUAAUAUUGUCAGACAUCAAAGAAUGACAGUGAUUAAAAAUCACCCUUCAAAAAAGCUUGCACGGACGUUGAUAAAAACUUUUUAAGUCUCAUGUAAACUAUAAAAUGUUAUUAUUCUCAGCUGACUAGACUUGAUUAUUUAAGUAGCUAGCAAGCUUCAACAACGCUAUUCAUCAUUCACUCAGGAAACUCACUCUUAGCUUGGUCAAGAUGAAUACUCGACACACGUCACAAUAAUAACACUUGUUGUGUCGCGAUUUAUUGUAUAAUUUGUCAAUAGUCCCUUACUUAUGAGAAAGUUAUUGAAAAGUGUCUGACAGUGUUGUGUCUAAAUAAGAUUUAAACUUUAAAACUAAUUUUAAAUUUUGAUUAAAUAAUUUUUUUUUUAUAUCUAAAGAUAACAUGACCACAGAAGAAAAUAAUAUCUUUUUAAAAAGUGAUGAAGAAAAACAAUUAGAAAUUUUACAAGAUGUUAAUGUUGGAUGGAAAUUAUGGAAAAAACGUCGUAAUGUAGUUGGUAUCUUUACAUUUUUUGGAUUUUUUAUUGCGUAUAUACUCAGAGUAAGCCUGAGUAUUACAAUCGUUGUUAUGACCUCUAAUACAAAUGAGACGAAAGCAGAAUUUGAUUGGGACUCAAAGCUCCAAGGUUUUAUUUUGAGUUCAUUUUAUUAUGGAUAUAUUGCAACUCAAUGUUUGGGUGGUUUAUUGAGUGCAAGAAUUGGAGGAAAAAAUGUACUUGGUGUUGGAAUUGGAGCAUCAGCAUUGUUGACAUUAGUCACUCCUGUAUUUGCACGUAUUAGUGUUUAUCAUCUAAUUUGUUUACGAGUUCUCAUAGGACUAUUUGAGGGUGUUACAUUUCCUUCGGUAGCAUCGAUAUGGGCAAAUUGGGCACCACCACUUGAACGAUCAAAACUUUCAACUCUUGCUUUUUCUGGAAGUUCCGCAGGAGCUGUAUUUGCAAUGCCUGUAUCCGGUCUUAUUGCUGAAAGGCUUGGUUGGUCAGCUGUUUUUUAUAUAUACGGAUUUUUUGGAUUAAUAUGGUAUGCAAUGUGGCUGUAUUUUAUAUCAGAUAAACCUGAUGACGAUCCUUGGAUUUCACCUGUUGAACUUGAUUUUAUUAAACAAUCGUUGAUUGCUGAUACUCAAAAAACUAAAAAACCCAUAUCACAUCCUUGGAAAAGCAUAUUGAAAUCAGCACCAUUUUGGGCAAUCGUUGCUGCGCAUUUCAGUGAAAACUGGGGACAUCAAACGAUGUUAACGCAAUUACCAUCAUUUAUGAAAGAUGUAUUGCAUUUUAAAAUUGAAAAAACUGGUUUUGUAUCAGCACUUCCUUAUCUUGGAAUGACAAUCAUUGUUAUAUUCUCAGGUCAUCUUGCUGAUAUUUUACGAUCAAAAAAAUAUCUCACAACAACUCAGGUACGAAAAAUAUUUACUUGUGGAGCAUUUAUAGGUCAAUCAAUCUUUAUAGUCUUAUCUGGUUUUUUGAGUUCAAGUUUUCAAGUUAUUUUUUGCAUUACAAGUGCAAUAAGCAUUGGGGGUUUCGCAUGGUCAGGUUUUAGUGUUAAUUUCCUCGACAUUGCACCGAAGCAUGCCAGUGUUUUGUUGGGUAUAAGCACAACAAUAUCCAUGACGCCAGGAGUCAUUAGUCCAAUUCUCACCGGUUUUAUUGUCGAAGACAAGUCUGCUGCGAGUUGGAGAAUAGUUUUUAUGAUUGUCGGCAUAAUUUAUCUUGUUGGUGCUGUUAUUUACAGUUUAUUUGCUUCAGGAGAAAAACAAAAAUGGGCAGAUGAUGAAAAUACAACAAACAAAAAAAAUGAUACUGAGAAUAAAGAAAUCGCCUUGAAUGAAAUAAAAAGUAAUAGUAAUUAAUAGCCAAUAGUUUUUCGAAUUUUCUAAUGUGAUAAAUGCAAGAAUAUAUUAUUUGAUAACAUACCAGAAAAGUAUCCAGGAUGACCUUCUGUUUCAGACGAUGGACACAAAAAAAUAUUAUCAGUUUUUUUCACCAGCACUAAAUAAAUUUUUGAAAUAAUUGCGUAUGUCUUAGACUUGGUGUAAAAAACCAGCACUAAAUAAAAUUAAAAAAAAGUAAAAUAGAAUUUAAUAUUUUGGUUUUUAUUUUAUUCGAUAGUAACAAGUACCAAUAAAUGCAAAAAUAAUAUAAAAAAAAUACAAACUAGUAUUGAAAAGUACGAAAAUUACUUGAGAUGUACAAAGUGUCUUUGAGACAUAAAAACAGCCAUCAUCAGCAAUUUUAAUGCUGUCACGGAAUCACUUGAAUUUGCUCCAAAGAGAGAAUAAUAAUUUUCUACAACUUUUGCCACUUUGUUGAUUUCUUUCUUGAAAAGCAUUAUCUCAUUAUUUUUACAAACAGUUUCAUACAUUACAAAUGUUGAAUUCAUUAUCAAAUGAAAAACUUCACGAAGAUCUGGUUUUAAAGUGUUUACCAAAAAAGGAUUCAACGAAUCAGUAUAAGUUGGCCAAUCUUUAAUACAGGCUUCACAAUCACAAAUAAAAUUUGAAUGUGAUAACAUUUCAACUCGUUGUUUCUUAGUAUGUAUAAAAAAUUGACUCAUAUAAUUGUCAAAAAUUUGUUCACCUUUUUCGAUUGGACAAACAGCUGUAAGUACCAAUUUCUCACUUUGUCUUUUAAAUGUCACCAUCUUGAUACAGGAAUGAUUCAUAAAUGAAAAUGGUAUAACAACAGCUGAUGAUGUAUCUUUUAUGUCCUCGUACUUAUCUGGAGCUUGAACUUGAAGUAGAUUAUUGCGUGUAAUUGAAACAAUUUUAUCAAUAAAUCCAAUUAAAGAUAUAAA
Aphidius gifuensis is the source of this 2867-nucleotide messenger RNA. RefSeq names its product sialin-like. Bases 457 to 1923 code for a protein of 488 amino acids. Gene Ontology annotation, biological process: monoatomic anion transport; transmembrane transport. The record is from RefSeq and is a predicted model, not a curated record. Lineage: Eukaryota; Metazoa; Arthropoda; Insecta; Hymenoptera; Braconidae. The transcript is spliced from 8 exons. Gene Ontology annotation, molecular function: transmembrane transporter activity. Gene Ontology annotation, cellular component: plasma membrane.